GCCCGGCCCUUUCCGGCGCGUUACCCCUGCCCUUUUUAGUGCCCCCUGCCACUGCUCUCCCCACCCCCCACCACCGUCACUCAGCCUCUCUGCCGCUCGCUGCUCCCGCUGCAGCGCGGAGCCGGAGCUUCUUCCCCCCUCCCCCUCCCGCAGAGGAUUUUCCGCGGAGAACGAUGAUGCAGGCCAAGUCGGAGUCGGACGCGACGAGCAUGGCGGCGUCGUCCCCGCCGCGUUCCCCGAAGCGGGCCAGCUACUUCGUACAGAGCCCGUCGUCGCACGGCGCCGGCGGCAGCAGCAGCGCCGCCGGCGGGUACAAGUCCCGUUCCCCGUCGGUGCAGGCCACCCCGGUGUCCAACAACAGCCCCGCCAACUCCCCCUUGCGCCCGUCCUACGCCAGCCGCCACUCCCGGGGCCCCGCCAUCACCCGCUUCUCCAGCAAGCUCCGCCCCGCCGGCAGCGGUGUCCGCACCAGCUGGGACCGCAAGGCGGUCAAUGGCAAAGGGUGGCCCGAAUGCACCGUGAUCGAGGAAGAGGGCUCCUACCAUGAGUUCUCCAGCGACAGCGGCCUCUCCCGUGGGCUCAAGAUCGUGCUGGGCUUCAUCAGCCUCGUCCUGCUGUUCACCACCAUCUGCCUUGUCAUCUGGGGCGUGUCGCGCCGUCAGGAGCCAGAUGUCGUCGUCAAGAGCUUGGUCAUGGAUAACUUCUAUGCUGGUGCGGGCACAGACCAUAGUGGGGUUCCAACCAAAUUGGUGACACUGAACUGCUCCCUGAACAUGGUUGUAUCCAACCCUGCCUCAAUCUUUGGAAUACAUGUCACCUCAGGCCCUGUUCGUCUGCUCUACUCAGAGAUCGCAAUCGGGGUUGGACAGGUUCGCAAGUACUACCAACAAAAGAACAGCCACCAAGCCGUGUCGGCGGUCAUCCAUGGCGAGAAGGUCCCCCUCUAUGGUGCAGGAGGUGCGCAAUCGCUGUCAAGCAAAUCCGGGAUGGUGCCAUUGACGCUGGACUUUGAACUGACCACCCGGGGCUACAUCAUCGGCGCCAUGGUGAGGGUGACCCACAAGCUGCAUGUGAAUUGCAAGAUCAAAAUCGACCCCAAGAAGACGAGGCCGAUCAGGCUCCCCAAGGAUGCCUGCGCCGUGGACAGAGCCUGAAGGGCCGGCGGCUUGCUCUGUUCAUGCAGUUAAAAGUAUGUAUGUACUGUCCUGUGUGAAGAGCAAAUAAGCAUAGACAAGGUCACCUGUUUUAAGCUUCGGUUUUGCGGACAAGUUACCCUUUGUGUGCGGCGGUGAUUUUGUCUAUGGAGGAAUGAUGUGCUCUCAAGUGUGGUGCUGCUAGGGCUGAAUUUUGCAUCAUGUUUUUUCGGAGAGACGCCCCACCGUGUUAAAAAAUAAAAUGAGAGUCAUUCUGGUAUC
This is a messenger RNA of Brachypodium distachyon (stiff brome), 1415 nucleotides long. RefSeq lists its product as uncharacterized. Lineage: Eukaryota; Viridiplantae; Streptophyta; Magnoliopsida; Poales; Poaceae. The transcript has 4 exons. Gene Ontology annotation, cellular component: plasma membrane. Bases 174 to 1154 code for a protein of 326 amino acids. The record is from RefSeq and is a predicted model, not a curated record.